Macroventuria anomochaeta is the source of this 490-nucleotide messenger RNA. RefSeq lists its product as uncharacterized. The record is from RefSeq and is a predicted model, not a curated record. The coding region runs from base 128 to 445 and encodes 105 amino acids. The transcript has a single exon. Lineage: Eukaryota; Fungi; Ascomycota; Dothideomycetes; Pleosporales; Didymellaceae.
AGGCCGAUAAAGCGGCUAGCUGAAACGUCGAAGUCGACGACGCAAUGGAACGAGCAUUCGAACGAGCAGCAACAGACGUUGGAAAGAUGGGGGAGUAGGAAGGUAAAUACGAUGGUGCUCGUGCCGCAUGUGGAAAGCGCAAAUGACGGGCAGCCCGUCCAAAAAGCAAGAGCGACGACUCACACGCGGGAAUGGUCCACAUCUGGUACCUUUGCGCUAUUGCAGACAAGCGAGCCUUCAUCCACAGCGUCAGCAUUCUGCCACGCGGCAAUGGCCAUCCGGCAACGAUAAUUGGCGACAAGACGCGGGCGUUCUCACGAAGAGACUGUUGUGGCUGCCUUCCCGCGGCUGGACGCUCGCUGAAGACCAGCUUCUUCCAUGCUCGCUCGACCUGGUCCGCGGCAUCUGGACGGCACAUUCAACAGUGACAUGGCGUUGUAAAUGAGGCAUUGGAUAAAGUUGACUCAAGCGUAUCAGAAAAGUGUUGACG